AUGACCACCAUUUGCUCGACGCCCAAUUCCCCGCCCGAAUUGUCCGGGUCCAAGUCCUCCAAAUCAUCCUCCUUCCAUUCCUCCCAGAUCGAUGGUCCAGAAAGCAUCUUUACCGAUAUCUCCAACUUCGAGGAGAUUGGUCUCGAGGAUGAUUCGGACCUCCAGAUUGCCGAUCCCUCUGCCACCCCUUAUGGUCGACCCGGCUUGACCGGUCGAUCUCCUGCACCCAGACUGCCAAAUAAGACUCCAGCGGCCACAACGCGCGAUUUGACGGCGACUCCAAAGCCUCGGAAACGAAGUCCUCUACCUCCGCCGAUAAAUAAUCAGAUCAAUGGCUCUGUCCGCACCCCACAGUCAGCGGGUUCUUUGUCCGCACGCUCUCCCAACCGGAAAGACAGGAGAGGCUCGGCCAGCACUGUCAAUUCGGCCAAUCUGACUCCCUCUUUACCCCGCCGGUCACGAUCAAUAUCCCCAUUACGACCAACCUCGAGCCGGUCCGUCUCCAGUACUACUAGCUUGGCCCUCUCGCCGUUAUCUGCCCGCACACCCACUCAGAAACAAGCAUGGCAGCCUAAUCGCAAAAGCAUUAAAGAUUUGGAAGAGGAAUAUCAUGACUCCGAUGACGAACUUCCCGACGAUGCUAGUCUGUGGAAUAUCCCUAUCUCCCCACGGCCCACUCACGAUCGCCCACCGUCUCGAAGCACAAGUCCCGGUGGCCGCAGUCCAGCUCGGCGACCGCUACCGAUAUCCCAUGAAGUUUCAGAAAAGGCACCGGUGCCAUCGACAUCCAAUGCAUCCAAAGCUGCCCGCAUGAGACGAGCACCGCAAAGAUCAAGCUCUGCUGGACCUGAGCGUGGACAACUUUCACCCCGGAAUCCCCGCACGUACUCUUAUAACAGCUUUUUGUCUGACCUAUCAGAGGAAGCAAGGAUUAUUACGGAGGCAUUGGAGUAUCAUGCGGAUGAGACUGGUCGAGAACGAGAAAAUGCGGUGCAGAAUGGCACGUCACGGAAGUCGAGCUCAGAGUCUCCACGCCCGUCGCGCGAAAAUAUCGAGCUGCCUCCUCUGCAGAAGUCUAAUACCAUGAUCGAUCCUUUGCCUAUUAGUAAAGAGAAGGAGAAGGUUCUCACUCGGACACGCCCUAGUUGGUUGCCACCUAAGGACCAGAAAGAGGAGAAGAAGCACUUGAGGGAAUACAAGCAGAUGAUGGCACAAGCGAAGGAGGCCGAAAAGAAGAGAGUUGCGCGGGCUGCAUCGGCUCAGUGUGAAAAGGAUACAACUCGGGAUACACUUCAAAAUAUUUGGGAUGAAUAUGUUAGCCCCAAUUGGGAUAAAGUCCUACUUGAACCUCGCACCCGAGAACUCUGGUGGCGUGGCAUUCCUGCUCGCAGCCGAGGCGCUAUGUGGCGGCGUGCUCUUGGUAAUGAGUUGUCCUUGAGCGAUGAUUCAUUCACAAAAGCAUUGAAGCGGGCAAAGGACUUGCGGUCUAAGACCGAGACAGAGCCCAGUGAAAAUAAUAAGCGCAUGCUUGAAUGCUUUGAUUCGAUUGAAGCAGAUGCAACGAAGGCAUUCCCGGACUUGAAUCUUUUCCAGGAGAAUGGGCCAUUGCGCGAAACUCUCAUCGAUGUUCUGCAAGCAUAUUGCAUGUACCGUAGUGAUGUGGGAUACAUUCAUGGUCUUCAUACCAUCGCUGCUUUACUUGUUCUUCAGUUCCCGACCCCAAGCUCUGCGUUUGUUGCCAUGGCCAAUGCCCUGAAUCGUCCGCUCCCAGUCGCUUUUCUCACCUGGGAUCGUGGUGCCAUGGCGCGUACGUACGCUCUGGCGAAUGAGACUCUUCGCUACAAGUUCCCCCGCCUCGCGAAGCAUCUCCAAGAGACACUCCAACUAUCGGAUGAAGAAAUAUGGGAGCCCAUCUUCCGCACUCUUCUCACCAAUGGUCUCGACCUCGAACGCAUCUCACGGGUCUGGGAUUGUUGGGUUUUCGAGGGUGAUCGUAUCAUGAUCCGCUCGGCCGUUGCAGUCCUAGGUUGCCUUCAGGCACAACUCUUCUCUUUCCACCAAGCAGACGAUCAAAGCCGUCUCUCUGUACGCAACAUCCUAGGCUGGGGUCCUCGCCACACUGGCGCAAAUAAUCAAAAGCCAAAGGAUCGACACAGUGCCCCUGCCGCGUCCGGAUUUGGUGGUGGUCAGCUGGACAACCCCGGUGUAGCUGAUUACUGGAUCUUGACCGCUGCAGGCAACGAAGAUGGGUUCAUAGCCGCAGUACGGGAAGCUGGAAAGGUCCGACAGCAAUGA
Molecule: messenger RNA, 2295 nt
Organism: Penicillium malachiteum
Lineage: Eukaryota; Fungi; Ascomycota; Eurotiomycetes; Eurotiales; Aspergillaceae
Product: putative TBC domain protein
Exons: 3
Coding region: 1-2295 (764 amino acids)
Biological process (GO): activation of GTPase activity
Molecular function (GO): GTPase activator activity
Source: RefSeq, a predicted model, not a curated record